Molecule: messenger RNA, 4871 nt
Organism: Eubalaena glacialis (North Atlantic right whale)
Lineage: Eukaryota; Metazoa; Chordata; Mammalia; Artiodactyla; Balaenidae
Gene: PTCH2
Product: patched 2
Exons: 23
Coding region: 700-4341 (1213 amino acids)
Biological process (GO): smoothened signaling pathway
Cellular component (GO): plasma membrane
Molecular function (GO): hedgehog receptor activity; hedgehog family protein binding; smoothened binding
Source: RefSeq, a predicted model, not a curated record
UGCCAAAACAAGAGGGCCACAUGUACAAAGGCAGAAAUACAUGGAAUAACAUGCUGUCAUCAGAUUCGCAUUUUAGAGAGAUGACUGGCCUCAGUGGAGAGAGUGGACUGAAGGGGGAGAGAAUGGAGGCAGAGAGUUGUGAAAAGCAGUCUUUGGGUCUUGGCUGGGUCGGCCAGCAGAUACCUUUUCUCAGCAUUGGUCUCUCCUGACUUACAUUUGGCCAACGCAUCGCCUCUCCGGGCUCUCCCUCCCUCCUCCUCCCCGAGGGCAGGCAGGCGGGCGGGCGGGGAAGCGAGGAGAGGGGUGGCCCUGCCUGGGUGGUCUCCUGCCCCGCCCCCCGCGGCGCCGUUGCCUAGCAACGGAUCCGGCCGCGCAGCUCCGGGUAAUUUGCCGGCGACUAAGCCAAAGGGAGGGCGUAGCCCCGGCCUUUCCCUUUUUCUUGGACUACAGACGCCUCCUCGGCACUGCGGUCGCCACCUCGAGCGGCGCCGGGCGUCGCGUAGCUGUUCCUGCACGCGGGACCGACUCCGGCUCGGCGCCCCGGGCCCGCACCGCCCUGCACUCCUACAGCUCACGGACGCCACUGUACACCCGUACCCGCGGCUAAGCGGCCCCGCUGAAUUCCGACGCGGGACCUCGCGGUACGCGGGACCAGGCCAGCCUAUGGGGGCUCCCAGAUAACGUGGGUUGGGGGCGCCCAUGCCCCCCAUCCCUGCCAGCAUGGCUCGGCCGCCACCCCUCGGGGAGCUGCCCCCGGGCUACACACCCCCAGCUCGAUCUGCAGCACCCCAGAUCCUAGCUGGGAGCCUUCAGGCUCCACUCUGGCUUCGUGCUUACUUCCAGGGCCUGCUCUUCUCUCUGGGCUGCGGGAUCCAGAGACACUGUGGCAAAGUGCUCUUCCUGGGACUUUUGGCCUUUGGGGCCCUAGCACUGGGUCUCCGCGUGGCCAUCAUUGAGACAGACCUAGAACAGCUCUGGGUGGAAGCGGGCAGCCGGGUGAGCCAAGAGCUGCAAUACACCAAGGAGAAGCUGGGGGAGGAGGCUGCAUACACCUCCCAGAUGUUGAUACAGACCCCGCGCCAGGAGGGGGAGAAUGUCCUCACGCCUGAGGCACUUGGCCUCCACCUCCAGGCAGCCCUCACCGCCAGUAAAGUGCAAGUAUCACUCUAUGGAAAGUCCUGGGAUUUGAACAAAAUCUGCUACAAGUCAGGAGUUCCCCUAAUUGAAAAUGGAAUGAUUGAGCGGAUGAUUGAGAAGCUGUUUCCCUGCGUGAUCCUCACCCCCCUCGACUGCUUCUGGGAAGGAGCCAAGCUCCAAGGGGGCUCUGCCUACUUGCCGGGCCGCCCCGACAUCCAGUGGACCAACCUGGAUCCAGAGCAGCUGCUGGAGGAGCUGGGCCCCUUUGCCUCCCUUGAGGGCUUCCGGGAGCUGCUAGAUAAGGCACAGGUGGGCCAGGCCUACGUGGGGCGGCCCUGUCUGCACCCUGACGACCUCCACUGCCCAUCUAGUGCCCCUAACCAUCACAGCAGGCAGGCUCCCAAUGUGGCUCAGGAGUUGAGCGGGGGCUGCCAUGGCUUCUCCCACAAGUUCAUGCACUGGCAGGAGGAACUGCUGCUGGGAGGCCUGGCCAGAGACCCCCGAGGACAGCUGCUGAGGGCAGAGGCCCUGCAGAGCACUUUCCUGCUGAUGAGUCCCCGCCAGCUCUAUGAGCACUUCCGGGGCGACUACCAGACACAUGACAUCGGCUGGAGCGAGGAGCAGGCCAGCACGGUGCUGCAGGCCUGGCAGCGGCGCUUCGUGCAGCUGGCGCAGGAGGCCCUGCCUGGGAACGCGUCCCAGCAGAUCCACGCCUUCUCCUCCACCACCCUGGAUGACAUCCUGCACGCCUUCUCUGAAGUCAGCGCUGCCCGCGUGGUGGGAGGCUACCUGCUCAUGCUGGCCUACGCCUGCGUGACAAUGCUGCGGUGGGACUGUGCUCAGUCCCAGGGUGCCGUGGGCCUCGCCGGGGUGUUGCUGGUGGCCCUGGCGGUGGCCUCGGGCCUCGGGCUCUGCGCCCUGCUCGGCAUCGCCUUCAAUGCCGCCACUACCCAGGUGCUGCCCUUCUUGGCACUGGGCAUUGGCGUGGAUGACAUAUUCCUGCUGGCACAUGCCUUCACAGAGGCUCCACCUGGCACCCCUCUCCAGGAGCGCACAGGUGAGUGUCUGCAGCGCACAGGCACCAGCGUUGCACUCACGUCCAUCAACAACAUGGUUGCCUUCUUCAUGGCUGCCCUAGUUCCCAUACCUGCACUGCGGGCCUUCUCCUUGCAGGCGGCAGUAGUGGUUGGCUGCAACUUUGCAGCCGUGAUGCUUGUCUUCCCAGCGGUCCUCAGCCUGGACCUGCACCGGCGCCACUGCCAGCGCCUUGAUGUGCUCUGCUGCUUCUCUAGCCCCUGCUCUGCUCGGGUGAUUCAGAUUCUGCCCCAGGAGCUGGGGGAUAGGACAGUAUCAGUGGGCAUUGCUCACCUGACUGCCACUGUUCAGGCAUUUGCGCACUGUGAAGCCAGCAGCCAGCAUGUGGUCACCAUCCUGCCUCCCCAAGCCCACCUGGUGCCCCCACCUUCUGACCCACUGGCCUCUGAGCUCUUCAGCCCAGGAGGGUCAACACGGGACCUUCUAGGCCAGGAGGAGGGGACAAGGCAGAAGGCAGCCUGCAAGUCCCUGGCCUGUGCCCGCUGGAAUCUUGCCCAUUUCGCCCGAUCUCAGUUUGCACCCUUGCUGCUCCAGUCCCACACCAAGGCCAUGGUGCUGGUACUUUUUGGGGCUCUUCUGGGCCUGAGCCUCUAUGGAUCGACCUUGGUGCAGGAUGGGCUGGCCCUGACAGAUGUGGUGCCUCGGGGCACCAAGGAGCAUGCCUUCCUGAGCGCCCAGCUCAGGUACUUCUCUCUGUACGAGGUGGCCGUGGUGACACAGGGUGGCUUUGACUACGCCUACUCCCAACGCGCCCUCUUUGAUCUGCACCAGCGCUUCAGUUCCCUCAAGGCGGUGCUGCCCCCACCGGCCACGCAGGCACCCCGCACCUGGCUGCACUAUUACCGCAACUGGCUACAGGGAAUCCAGGCUGCGUUUGACCAGGACUGGGCUUCUGGGCGCAUCACCCGCCACUCAUACCGCAAUGGCUCUGAGGAUGGGGCCCUAGCCUACAAGCUGCUUAUCCAGACCGGGGAUGCCCAGGAGCCUCUGGAUUUCAGCCAGCUGACCACAAGGAAGCUGGUGGACAAGGACGGGCUGAUUCCACCUGAGCUCUUCUACAUGGGGCUGACCAUGUGGGUGAGCAGUGACCCCCUGGGUCUGGCAGCCUCACAGGCCAACUUCUACCCCCCACCUCCCGAGUGGCUGCAUGACAUGUACGACACCACCGGGGAGAACCUUCGCAUCCCGGCGGCCCAGCCCCUGGAGUUUGCCCAGUUCCCCUUUCUACUGCGCGGCCUCCAGAAGACUGCAGACUUCGUGGAGACCAUUGAGGGGGCCCGGGCAGCGUGUGCCGAGGCAGGCCGGGCCGGGGUGCGUGCCUACCCCAGCGGCUCCCCCUUCCUCUUCUGGGAGCAGUAUCUGGGCCUGCGGCGCUGCUUCCUGCUGGCAGUCUGCAUCCUGCUGGUGUGCACUUUCCUCGUCUGCGCCCUGCUGCUGCUCAACCCCUGGGCAGCUUCCCUCAUAGUACUGGUCCUGGCAGUGAUGACCGUGGAGCUCUUUGGCAUCAUGGGUUUCCUGGGCAUCAAGCUGAGCGCCAUCCCCGUGGUGAUCCUUGUGGCGUCUGUAGGCAUUGGUGUCGAGUUCACGGUCCACGUGGCUCUGGGCUUCCUGACCUCCCAGGGUAGCCGGAACCUCCGGGCUGCCCGGGCCCUAGAGCACACACUGGCCCCGGUGACCGAUGGGGCCGUCUCCACAUUGCUGGGUCUGCUCAUGCUUGCUGGUUCCAACUUUGACUUCAUUGUAAGGUACUUCUUCGUGGUGCUGACAGUACUCACACUCCUAGGCCUCCUCCAUGGGCUCGUGCUGCUGCCUGUGCUGCUGUCCAUCCUGGGCCCCCCACCAGAGGUGGUACAGAUGUACAAGGAGAGCCCGGAGGUCCUGAGCCCACCAGCUGCACAAGGAGGAGGGCUCAGGUGGGGGGUAGCCCCCAUCCUUCCCCAGAGCUUUGCCAGAGUGACUACCUCCAUGACCGUGGCCCUCCGCCCACCCCCACUGCCUGGUGCCUACAUCCACCCAGCCUCUGAAGAGCCUACUUGGUCCCCUGCUGCCACACCAGCUGCCAGUGGCUCCAGCAACCUCAGUUCUAGGGGACCAUGUCCAGCCACCUGAUGAAAGAGCAGCUGAAGCAUGGAGACCCUUUUCAGGCCACAUGAAGGCACUGGGAAGCCGUGAGGGGUUACUGAACGCAGGGCAGACUCCUGGGGAGCCCUGCUGCUGCUGCUGUCUGCCUCCAUCCCCUCCCCGACCCAGCCAUCACAGACCUCCCUGGGAUCCACACAAAACCACCACCCUCUAGGCUGUGAGCAGCCUUGCACACCUGGGUGCUCCGUGCCUGUGCCCGUGCCCGGGUGGGGUGAAAGCCAGCAAGCACUUCAGGCUGCAGUGCAGCCCUGUCCCCCAUCCCACCCCACCCUGCUGCCCCCAGCAGACUAAGCCUGAGGGAUCCUCUAGCACCCUUCACCAGUCCUGGUCCCCCACUGCUUGCUGACUCCUGGGUAGGCUCUCUGUAUCCCUGCCCACCUCUCACCACAUAAAUUAUUUAUAUGGAGACGUUUAUUUUUGUAGUUUGUAUAGAUGUUAGCUAUGCUGAAAGUUUUAUUUUUAAAAGUGAAAUAUAUUCUAUAUGAACUCAUCUCAAA